Messenger RNA from Drosophila innubila, 959 nucleotides. RefSeq names its product DDB1- and CUL4-associated factor 6-like. The record is from RefSeq and is a predicted model, not a curated record. NCBI's taxonomy places the organism in Eukaryota, Metazoa, Arthropoda, Insecta, Diptera, Drosophilidae. The coding region runs from base 18 to 620 and encodes 200 amino acids. Gene Ontology annotation, molecular function: protein binding. The transcript has 2 exons. Gene Ontology annotation, cellular component: Cul4-RING E3 ubiquitin ligase complex; cytoplasm. Gene Ontology annotation, biological process: positive regulation of transcription by RNA polymerase II.
AAUUUGACUAUGUAAAAAUGUCGUAUAACGGACAUCGCAACUCGCGCACAAUGGUGAAGGGUGCGUGUUUCUGGGGCGAUGACUUUAUCAUGUCCGGCUCGGAUUGUGGGCACAUCUUUGUUUGGCAACGACAGACGGGAAAAGUGGUUAAAACGCUGCUGGCCGAUCAUCGUGUUGUAAAUCGUGUGCAACCGCAUCCCACACUCCCCUAUCUGCUAAGCUCGGGCAUCGAUUAUAAUGUUAAACUGUGGGCACCUAUUGGAGCAACGCCCACAUUUGACGAGGCGGAAACUGCAGGGCUAAUAAAGAGUAAUGAGAUAAUGCUGGUGGAGACACGAGAUACAAUAACAGUACCUGCACAGAUCAUGAUACGCAUAUUGGCCAGUUUACAUCAGUAUCGUCGACUUAUGCACGCAUCUGGAGGGGAACCAUCGACGGGGACUGUCAAUAGACAGAGACGGAACGAAACUGUGCAAGAAGAAGCUAUGGAAACAGAUGCAGAAGUUGUUGUUGUUGAUGAUGAAGUAGAAGAUGAAGAUAAUAAUAAUGAUGGUGAUAAUAACAAUGAUAUCAACAGUGAUAGCAAUCACAGCAACAGCAACAACUCAAAUGUCACUUAAGUAAAUCUAGUCAAUAUUUAACUUUACCAAUGAAAAUACCUUUAGAAAUUGACAUACUCACAUGGAAAUAGGCGCUGCAUAUGUAUGUAGACAGCAGGAUACACACAAUAUAACCAUAUGACCCGUUCCUUUUCUGGUUUGAUUCACCAGCAUCCAACCAACAAGUCAAAACACAUUCCCAAAACACAACACAGGUAGCUUCAGUUCUUAUUCAGAUGUAGCCCGCAUUUCCAAAUUAUGAAUACAAAUAUGUUAAAAUUGUGAGACUAAAGAAUACACAAGAAUGUAUGUGAUACAUUCAUAUGUAUAACGAUAUUUAAAACUUGUUCCUUUUAAGUU